AUGCGAAAUGCAUGUGGCUGCCCCGUAACAGCAUCUUUUGUAUCAUUAAAUAAUGAUCAGAAGCAAUGGUUAUUUGCUGUUUUUAACGUUUCAAGAUUUUUAUGUGCGAAUGGUCUCGCGUUCCGUGGUUCUGAUGAAUCCGAUAUUGACACAGGAGAUGGCUUGUUUUUAAGAGCUUUUUCUCAACUUCUGUUUCCGCUGGAAGAAAAAUGGGGGAAAAUUCACAAGAAUCUUCCAAAAAACGCUAAGUACACUUCCCAUGACAUACAGAAUGAAGUCAUCGAAGUCUUAGCUUCCUUAGUGAAGACCAAAAUCGCCGAAGACGUGCGAAAGGCAGAACUGUUCACAAUCAUAGCAGAUGGCACAACUGACAAGAACAGGAAAGAGAUUCAAGGUAUCGUUUGUCGGUAUUUAUCGUCGGACGGGAAUGUUAAGGAACGAUGUAUUAACGUCAAGGGAAUCGAUGAUCGCUCAGCUAAAGGUAUUUUCAAAUUCAUCAAAGAAGCUUUGGUACAAUUUAACAUUUCAGUUGACGGCCUUGUGUCACAAUCCUUCGAUGGGGCAAGCGUGAUGUCAGGCGACUACGGCGGCUUGCAGAGGUUAAUUAGUGAUUUUUGCGAUCGGAAUGUGUUAUAUGUACACUGCUUUCUCCACAAAAUCCACCUGGUUGUCAGCUUUCCCAUGCAAAAUCUUGACGAAGUAAAGGAAUAUUUUGAUACUACAGCAGCCCUGUACAAGUUCUUUAAGAAGUCAGCUGUGUUAGAAUCGUAUAACGGCACUGCAUUGAAACGGCUUAUUGAGACGCGAUGGUCUGGUCACUUUGAAAGUACCAGCCAUGUGCACAAAAAUUAUGGCGAUUUGAUCCAAGCGCUUAUGGUGGCAUCAAAAAAUAAGAAGUUAUCUGGUGAAGAUCGAGCACAGGCAACAGGGCUCCUUAGCCUAAUGGAAGAUAAUGAAGACCACGUGUUUGUCUUCAUAACUUGUAUGUUGAUGGAUGUGUUGAAACCUAUUGAUAUUGUUGUUAAACAAUUACAAUCCCCGGACGAAAAUCUUAUUUCAGCAUUGCACGUGGUCAACGCCGUCAAAGACGACAUCAAAUCGAAACGCGAAAAUAAUACUUCGAAUGAGAAAGUUAAAAAGAUGGUUGAUGAUUUCUUAGAAAGUGUGAGAAUCACGUCAACCGACGGCGUGCAAGUGCAACGCAGACCUACAAGAAAUACUGCUGUUCCCUCUCGUUUUGAUGAUUUUUUAAUAACUGACCGUAUCCCGAGCGCAAACAACAGUCGCACCAACUGUCAAAUUUUUGUCGAGUGCUUAGAUUUGCUGGAUGCGGAAUUCCUCCGAAGAUUUUCUGAAGAAAACAUCGCACUAUGGGAAGCCAUGCUGGCCUUAUCGCCGUCGUCAGAUAAUUAUCUUGACUAUGAUGCUCUCAUACCCUUAUUUGAGUACGCGGUCAAUAUUCCAGUGAUAAGAGAUUUCUAUCAAAAAGAAAAAUUAUCACGCGAAGAUUUAGAAGCUGAGUGCCGAAUUUUUUCUCGUGUUUUUAAAGACAAAGAAUGGCCCAAGAAUGCAGCUGACAAAGUUGAUUUGAGCGAGGUCGCUAACAUUGUCAUAAAGGAACACCAGAAGGGAGCUCCUGUACUAUCUUCGUUGUACAAAGUAGCUAUCACUGCUGGUUUCACAUCAAUGAGGGUUGAAUGUGUUUUUUCAUCCCUUACAAGAGUUGAUUCCCCUCAGCGGAGGUCGAUGAAAACAGAAAGAGAAGCAAAUCUAGCUUAUCUAAGUUUUGAAAGCGAAGUUCUGAUAAAUGACAUUACCUUUGACGAUUUUUACAAAGCUUGGAACUUGAAACCAAGAGCAUUGUCGUUGUAA
Paramuricea clavata is the source of this 1872-nucleotide messenger RNA. Lineage: Eukaryota; Metazoa; Cnidaria; Anthozoa; Malacalcyonacea; Plexauridae. The record is from the annotation of a GenBank genome assembly.